UCACGAAAAUUGAAGAUGUCUAAAUUUUUAGGGGCCAAAUCACCUUAGGCGUUCAAAUUUUCUCACCAUACCACAUAUUUUGAGAAAAUAAUAACAAUGCAGGUGUGGGAAAUUUUCAUCUUCAUAUCUAUCUGUAAUGGUGUAGACACAGACCGGGAAAGCCGUUAGAGCAAACUACAAUGAGCAGAUUUUUACAGUUCAUUUUUUGUACCAAGAUAACCUGAAUAUAUCCAAUAAAAUCUGAAAUUGGCCAUUUGUUUUUUAAUGUGAAACCAUCUGAAGCAGCGGUGCUGCUUCAAGUAAGAAUCCGGAGAUUGAAGGGUUUCACAACAAUCAGUGCAAGUGCUGGAUUGGAGAACUGGUCUUCUUUCUGAUCUGGAUUGUAAAGCAAAGAUUUUAUGUUGCUUGGGAAUGAAGAUAUGAGAACUGAUAUCGACCUUUGAUUCUUGACAAUAGAGAAUUUAUGGCAAAGAAAAAUAAGAAGGGAAAUAAGGGUGCCAAUGCAAAGCAGAAUGGCAGAAGACUGCCAGCUGCUCCUUUGGAGUCUGAUUUGUCUUCAUGUGCACCUGUAAGUGAGGAUACACCCAUGAUAGAUGCAGAUGGUACUGCUACUGAAAAACAAGGAAAAUCUAUGGAUUCUGAACGGGCACCUUGCAAACAUUUGGGUAAAGGGGUGAACUGUAGGAUUUUUGUAAGACGGAUUGAAAAUUCUCAAGUUCUGAAGUGCAAGGGGUGUGCAAAAUCAAAUGAAAGUGAUUCUAAAAAUAAAAAAGUUAAGAAAGGAAAGAGUAAGAGCUCAACAAAAAAGGGCAGGUCCAGGUCAAAUGACAUGUGGCAGCCUGAAGAUGAUUGGCCAAGAAGCACCUGGGUUUGUCUUUCAUGUGGCUUUAUAGGCUGUGGUAGCAUUCCGGACUCAUUUGAGAAGGGUGGAAACAAAGAAAAUGGACUAAAAUUAUCCAGUGAAGAGGCAAUAGACAGGGGACAUGCUUGGCAACAUUUCCUUGGUUUAAAUCAUCCAUGCGCAAUGCAGUGUGGUGAUAGGAUAUUGUUCAGGUGUUUUCUUUGCAAGUCUACUUUGCAAUAUGACUUUUCCAAGGCUAGUAACGGAAAAGAUAAGGUUAUUGAUUGUGAGGGCGAUUGGAGCCUGUCAAUAUUACAAGCCUGGAAGGCAGUUCAGGAAAAACUUGUUAAAGAAUCAAGCACUGUCAAUGGUAUUUGUAGUGUUAUGAACAAGGAAAUAAGGCAGGAGAAGAGUGGAACUGUUCUUAUAGAGGACAAAGCAGAUGGGUUAGUUUUAUGUGGCCGUGUGAUCAAAGGUUUGAUGAAUCUUGGCAAUACGUGCUUCUUCAAUUCUGUUUUGCAAAAUAUGCUUGCUUUGGAUGAGCUCCGAGAUCAUUUCACCCAACCAAAUGUAGAAUUUCUAGGACAGGUAUCUCUCUCUUUGAGAAAUCUUUACAUGGAAACCAGUUUGGAAAGGCAACAAGGUGAUAAAGCAAAAGAAUUGGAUUCCUGCUUGUUGAAUGCAAACACUAAGAAGGGCAGGAGAAGCAGGAUGCCUCCUACUAGUGGUAAGGGAGUCAUCAGCCCAGGUUCUCUUUUCAAUGCUAUUUGUGCUAAGGCUCCUCGUUUCAGGGGAUUCCAACAACAAGAUAGCCAUGAAUUGUUGAAGUACUUGUUGGACAGCCUAAAGACAGAGGAAUCAAAUGAAAGUAAGCUUCAACGCAAACAGCUGAAUAAAUCUCCAGGUGAAAGUGAUAAUGAGCAGUUAUCUAGCAGACAGUUCCGGACGCAUAUGCAUACAAAUGAGAGGAAUAGCCAUUCGGAUACAUUGACAUUGGUAGAUAGUAUCUUUGGUGGUCAGCUUUCCAGCACUGUUCGAUGCUGUGUAUGUGGCUUUUCUUCUGUCAUGCAUGAGCCAUUUCUUGAUCUGUCUUUACCUAUUCCAAGAAAUGAAAUGCCUAAGAGGUCUUCAAUCCGAGGGCAGAAUAAGUUUGCUUCAGCAUCAACAUUAGAGAAGUGUUCACCAAAGAAACAGUUGCAAAAGGAUGCUAGUAAGGAGAGGAAAAAACAAGGAAAGAAAAGUCAGGUUUCCCCAAUGACAAAAUCAGAAGCAAAAGAAAUGAUAGUUUGCUCUGGGAAGUUUUCAUCUGCUGCUUCUGUUGAAAAUAUAAUUCCUGAUACUCCAAAUGGACCUACAACAAGAGGAGAUCCUGAACAGCUUAAUUGCUUGCUUCCUCUUAAACAAUCUGCUGAAGGUCCAUGUCAGAGUACUUUUGAUCUAUCAGAAACCAUGGAGCGAAUUGAGGAGAGUGAUGUAAAAAGCAUUGAUUGUAAUUGCAAUGGAAUUCUACUUGAUAACUCUGAAACGAUAUCUGUAAAACAAACUUCUAACAAUAUAUCCAUUUGCCAGAAUGGACAUAAUGUAGAUGAGAAUACAAUAUUUUCCCCGUCAGAGAAUGCAAUGGUCAUGCAAUCACAUUCUGAUUGCCAGGAUAGAUCUGCAAUCUAUAACAAUGAAAAGAAUGGCGAGUUUGAAGAAGAGGAUAAGCCUUUCCUAGUUGCUGACAAAGAUUUUUAUAAUGGUCUUAAUGCAGGAGAAGGAGUAGGGGUUGGAACUACAAAUGAUAGUGAAUUGUUCACUCGAUCGAACACCAGCAAAGACUGUCACAAGCACUUCGAUGUGAAGUCUGUACUGGCUAUGGACUCCGAGCAUGUUCCUAUGGAGUGUGAUGGGAUUGAACUGGUCGAUCAAGAUACACCAUCUAGUGAAAAACAACAAGAAGAAAAAUGUGAAGUUGAGAACAAUAUAUGUCAGGAAAAUGGAAGACAAGAUAUAUGUGAGGCAGAAACUAAUGCUGCUACGGAGAGAAGUAACAUGAUAAGCACAGAAGUGUUUUCAAAUGCAAUUGUUCCAAUGUCUAUUGAUGGGUGUUUUACUUCAUUCACAAGACCAGAACUUCUUUCAGGAGACAAUGCAUGGGAGUGUGAUGGAUGCUCUGCACGGUUUGGAAAUGAAAGUUCAAAUGACAAAACAGCAAGGUUGGAGGAUGCAAUUAACAUGAAGUUCUCUGCAGCCUUGGACUUUGAAGGUGGACAGGACAAGACAAUCCACAAAAGAGGGACACACAUUGAAAAUGAUAAAAAUCCUUCUCAAUCAUGUGCCAAGGAAGAUAAGGAGUUUGAUGGAACUAAAAAACUCUCAAGUUUGAAUGAUCAAGGUAGUGGACAGUUAUCCAGUCCACAAAAACAACAAAUGGGCACAGUAGAUUUUGGCAGCUGUGACAUAGUGCAAGAAAAUGAAAUAAAUUUCCGACCUAAAAGGGUUGCUACUAGAAGUUCCUUGCGAAUGGCUGAAAGAAUCUUUAAAGAAUCAGGAGAUCUCAAGGAGGAUUUUGCAAAAGUUGAUGUUCAUCAACAAAAAGGCUUUAGAUCAUGUGGAAGAAAGCAAAAGAUGGAGAAUAUUGAUGCUAUGGGGACAAAUCUUGAACCUAAGCGAGUGAAGCGGGAUGCUACUAAACAAUAUCUCAUCAGCAAGGCUCCAAAUGUCUUGAUCGUGCACUUAAAGAGAUUUACGCAAGAUUUGCGGGGCCGUUUAAGCAAAUUGAGUGGUCAUGUUACAUUCCAAGACAAGCUUGAUUUAAGCCCUUAUCUGGAUCCCAAGUGUACAGAAAGAGAAAGCUCCAUAUAUAGCUUGACUGGAGUUGUGGAACAUUUGGGCAGUAUGAAAGGUGGUCACUAUGUUGCUUAUGUGAGAGGUCCUCAAGAAGAAAAGCAACAAGAUAUUGCCAAUGAUGAUUGUACAGGCCAAAGUAGAUGGUAUUACAUCAGUGAUGCGCAUGUGAGCAAGUCAUCUUUGUUAGAUGUUCUUGGAAGUGAAGCGUACUUGUUGUUUUAUCAGAAAUUCUAGCAUUGAAAUUAAUGAUUUUUAUGCCUGAUGUUUGGCAUGCUAUUUUUUAUUCUUAGGUUUGUUGCUGCACCUCCAAAUGGAGAAAGCAGUUAACAAACAGGUUUAAAGAAAAGUGUAAUUUUGUUCGAUUGAGAGGCACAUAAAUCUUGUUCUGAAAUCUGCUCUUUUUCCCUGUGGUUCCAAUUCACUACUACAACUUUUUGCAAGAUCACUUCUAUGUGUGCAUUUAUACAAAAGUGAAAGUGCUGGAAUGUUGGAAAAACAGAUUAUCAAGUUAUUAACACAGUGAGGUCUUAUGUCUGCCGAGUGCACUUUCAAGUGGGUUGUUGGGAAGAUGGAAUUUGAGCCUAGUGAGUUUUUUAUGCCUGAAGAAUGCAUUUUCAAAAAUCAAACCUCAGAAGAGCAGUUUUGGAUUGUACCUAUAAAUGUAACGGCUGAGCAAUACCUGGAUGAGUUAUUUAGUACUUAUAUCAACGAGCAAAAGAUUUAUGGAAUUUAUUCUUCGCAUGAAAAAUAUAGAAUUGAGUCAAUUUUAAGAUCA
Messenger RNA from Cryptomeria japonica (Japanese cedar), 4448 nucleotides. RefSeq names its product ubiquitin carboxyl-terminal hydrolase 2. The record is from RefSeq and is a predicted model, not a curated record. Gene Ontology annotation, molecular function: zinc ion binding; cysteine-type deubiquitinase activity. NCBI's taxonomy places the organism in Eukaryota, Viridiplantae, Streptophyta, Pinopsida, Cupressales, Cupressaceae. The transcript is spliced from 4 exons. The coding region runs from base 464 to 3907 and encodes 1147 amino acids. Gene Ontology annotation, biological process: protein deubiquitination.